Molecule: messenger RNA, 2550 nt
Organism: Mugil cephalus (flathead mullet)
Lineage: Eukaryota; Metazoa; Chordata; Actinopteri; Mugiliformes; Mugilidae
Gene: wdr95
Product: WD40 repeat domain 95
Molecular function (GO): protein binding; calcium ion binding
Source: RefSeq, a predicted model, not a curated record
AUGCAUCGAUGUUUACAGAGGAAUGCACAGAUUCAAGGGCUGUUUAAGAAGAUUGAUUAUUCAGGCCGGGGAAGGAUUUCAUGGGGCGAGUUCUGCACGCACAUGCUGCAGGAGUAUGAAGAGAGGGAGGAAACUGCAAGGCGCCACAAGCAGGUGGGCUUCACCAUGCCGGCCACUGUGAACAAUUUUGGUCAUGGCAUUCCCAUCGUAAACAUCCGCUCCAGCCACGAUGGCACCGUCACAACAGUGCGAGAAGAUGGGUUAGUCUGCCACUGGAGUCCUGAGCUUCAACCCCAGAGGGCCAAGAGCAUGUUUAAUGAAGGACCCGCCAAUAGAAAGUCAAAGUGGGCAAGUGAUUUUACCCUGAUGGCAGAGUACAACAAGCUGAUGAUCGGAACUGGGGACAGAGAGAUCCAACUUUAUGAGCUUUCCACUCUGGAGCCUUAUUGUCAGAUCAAUGCCCUAGACACUAUACCAUUGACACUAGACUACGGCUCCACCGGCCAUGAUAAAUGUUGCAUUCUGUAUGGAGACACUGAAGGAUGUGUGAGCAUCAUUUUAAUAGCGUCUGUGGGAGAUACCCUCAGAUUAUGGAAUAAACUACCAAAGGUUGGAAAUAUUCCCAACGUGUCAAUUGACAACGCCGUGCUUUCUCCAAAUGUGACGUUUGUCAGAUGGAAGGUUCAUCACGACUGGGUGACACAGGCAAAAUAUUUUCACAGUUAUCAAGCUGUCGUCUCCUCAUCAAAUGAAGAAUCUUCGUCUCUUGUCAUAGGAUGCUCACUGCCAUUAACAGAUGCUGAGCAGCAGCUGACUGAAAUCAGAGAGGCCUGUUAUGAAGGUAAAUCGAAGAAGACCCAGCUGAGUUGGGCUCCACAGGUGCGGGCCUCGCGUGAUCAGUCCGUCUUCACGGUCUACAAAGGUGUUAAGACCUUUGACCUCUGUGAGAAGCACAGUUUGCUGGUAACAGGAGGAAUGGAUAAACUGAUACGCCUGUGGAACCCACAUGUUUCUGGGAAACCUACUGGUGUUUUGAAAGGACACUCUGCUCCCAUCGUCUUCCUCUGCAUCUCAUCGGAGGACAGUCAGAUCUUCUCUGUCUCCAUAGACUGCACUGUGAAGAUUUGGCAUAUUCAGGAUCAGUGUUGCCUGUUUACUGCAGACGCUAAAGCAAGCCGCAUUCAUGGCGAUAUAUCUGCAUGCUUCUAUUCCCCUGCUAUGAAAUCUAUGUAUAUUGCAGCAGACUGCAUGUCUGUGCUCUCCAUGAAGUUAAGACAGCGGCUUCACAGUCGUUUGACCGUUUCUCACAAUGAGCCCGUAAUGUGCUGCGGCUACAGCGAGGAGUUUCGUCAAGUUGUCAGCUGCAGCGAGGGGUCUGUGGUGAAAGUCUGGGAUUUUGACACUGGACGGCAGGUUUUUGAGUUCGGCGGCACGCGUGAUAUGUCUUCCAUCACGUGCAUGACAUUUGAUCCAAUGGGGAGAAGACUCAUCACAGGUGGACGAGAUGGAUGUUUAAAGAUCUGGAACUUCAACAAUGGUCAGUGCCUAAAGACGUUAAAAAGAGAUGGUGAAUGUCAGGAGGUGUGCGACUGCAUCUUUUUCAAAGUUCACAGGAACUCCUACGUGGUGUCUGUCGGAAGAGACCGGAGGAUUGACAUUUACUCUGACAUACCUGAGGACCUUCAUCAUAUCCUGAGGCCAAAGCCUUCAUGGCAGGAUGAUCUGAAAAAUGGCCAUAAAGACGACAUCCUUUGUGCGGCACAGUGCCCACCAUCCCUCCUGGCCACUGGCAGCUACGACGGAGAGAUCAUAGUGUGGAACAUGAUUUCUGGACGUAUACAGUGUCGCUUUGUCUGCCCACCUGCAGCUGAACACCAAAAUGACGAAGGACUGGACACAAGUGUUCCCAGCAUAAUUUUCCUGAAAAACCCAAAGUUAGAGCAAUUUUCGUCGAGUACCGCUCUCUUGUCAUCUGGGACAAAAGGUUCUGUGAAUCUGUGGAAUGUGCACAGUGGAGGAAAGCUCGUGAGCAGCUUCAAAGCAUCUAAAUUCAAAGAAAAGAUAACGAAGCUGGCUAAAACAGACGGGGGCAUGCGGCUGUACGCCGCUGACAGAAUCGGUUACAUCUACGUUUACGACAUGGAGCAGUUUGCCCCUGGGCAGAAAUCACAGAGAGCUGAAACUUUCUGGCGUGCCCACACCAGCACAGUUACUGGCCUGCAGAUUGUUGACAAUGAUCAAGUGGUGCUCACUUCGUCCGCCGACUACACCGUGCGCCUGUGGAGCGCGCGGGGCGAAUUCAUAGGGACCUUCGGGCAGCCCGAGAGCUGGAGCGUCCACAUCUCCUCGUCCUGGACGCAUCCCGGUGUCCCCUUUGAAGUUCUGAUUGAUCCUCUGAGCACGCCGGAUCACGAAGUUCUCAGCGUGAAAACACAUCUUUCUGAAGUCGUCAAUGCUGUGUCUGAGACUGAUGGAGGGGAACUAAAGCCAGAUGUCAGCUAUCCACAGUCUCUUCACGAGCCAGAGAACAAGUCCAAUCAGGUGAAAUGA